CGGUUGAAUGCUGCAAGCCUCGUCAGGGUUGUACUAUUUUUUCUAGUGCAUAAGGAGAAGGGAGAGGAGGGUUGCACGGAAAAGGGAAAUUUCCAAGAAAAGAGGGAUCUGCGGCAAUAUCUGCACCUCGGGGGAUGAAGAGAGGAACCAACAGGCAUAAAUGGCCUGGAGAUGGCUGAAAUCCUUGCCGAGGAGAUUGGGACCGCGGGGUUAUUUUCCACCUGCCUCCCCUGCCCGGUUCUGUAAUCCUGGCUCAAAGUAGACAAGUCGAGUUGGAGCUGAAGAAGGGAGGCGAUGCCACACCUCCCGAGGACACUGGGGACAUCGGGUUUUGCUGAGCUUAGCAGCUUUUCACCGUCUUACCGAAGGCAUCAGACAGACGCUCAUCUGCCCUGAAGUGCAGAUCUGCAACAGCUCCCGGGAAGACUCUGUCUCUCUGUCUCUCUGUCUCUCUUUCUCUCUCUCUCCAGUCCAAACCAUUACAAGACCUGACUUCCACCAUCUGGGAAUCUAACCCCUCUUAUGCCCCUUCUCCUUUUUCUACGAUGACUCACCAUUAUUUUUAACUUUGAAGAGAGAGGAAAUUAUGGGGAUCUUGGAAGCCUCUAUUUCUCUCUAGGAUUUCCCCAGGGUCAGAUAAUCGGUGUUACUAAGAGACACUAAGAUUUGGCUUCUCCAGGUAAUGUGAUUUGUUUUCUGUGUGCCAUGGUGGUUUGCAGAGAAUGACAGGAGCCGGGACAGCAGCGCUCGAGGAGGGGGACUGCGGUGGUCCGCGGGGCAGCUGGAACCGCCGGCUCCACAUUCCGGCAGCCGCAGAGCUCGGCUGCAGGCAGGGAGGGCAGCAUGUCACCAGGGAAAGAGGAUUGGGAAGGUAUUAAACUUAAAAGCGGAGCUGGAGCUUUCCUGGAGGGUAGAUUGCCUGAGAUCGCAUGGUUAAAUGUUAAUUAACCCUUAGCUGCAUGCCUGGAAAUGAGCUGAGCCCGGCACCCCGUGGGGUCCUCUCGCCACUUCAGGGCUGGAUGGGGUUAUUUUUCUUCCUUCCUUUCUCUUCCCUUCCCCCUUUUUAUUUUUUUUAACUGCAUUUCUUUUUUUUUUUUUUUUAGCCAAAAAAUAAGCCCUGGUUUAUCAAUGCCAGUUUUUCCACGCUGGUUUUGAACAGGUGAUGGUUCCUCAGGUGUUUUCUCUGUUCCACCUAAAGGGUUUAGAUGGGAGUUGUUGAACUCUGUCCCAAGGAAGGCAAAUUAACCCCUCCAGGAAGGGGAUAGACGAGCUAGAGAAGGGAUCUGCUCUCCUCCCACCAACUUUAUUCCAUCUCUCUCUUUCUCAGCAGGGGCGAUUUUCUUUCUUCUUCUUCUUCUUCUUCUUUUUUUUUUUCCUCUAUUUUUAUCUCAUCCCUUCGCCUUUUCAUGAGACUCUUCCAAACCUACGUACCUGUCCUUCUGCAGGAUAGUAGCCCUGCCCUGAACCCGAUCCCACGGCCGGGCGCUGGGAAGAGUUUAGCAUAAGGAUUUCUUUUAAAGCCCAAUAAUGACAGUUGCUACUGGAGAUCCUGCAGAUGAAGCUGCAGCUCUUCCCGGUCACCCGCAGGACACGUACAACCCUGAGACCGACCAUGAGUGCUGUGAGAGGGUGGUCAUUAACAUCUCGGGGCUGCGCUUCGAGACGCAGCUCAAGACACUUGCCCAGUUCCCAGAGACCUUGCUAGGGGAUCCUAAAAAGAGGAUGAGAUAUUUCGACCCUCUCCGGAACGAGUACUUCUUUGACCGGAACAGACCCAGCUUCGAUGCCAUUUUGUACUACUACCAGUCCGGGGGGAGGUUGCGGCGGCCCGUUAACGUGCCCUUGGACAUCUUUUCCGAAGAGAUCCGCUUCUAUGAACUGGGGGAAGAGGCCAUGGAGAUGUUUCGGGAGGAUGAAGGCUACAUCAAGGAAGAGGAGAGGCCGCUGCCUGAGAAUGAGUUUCAGAGACAAGUGUGGUUGCUCUUUGAGUACCCCGAGAGCUCAGGCCCUGCCAGGAUUAUAGCUAUUGUCUCUGUCAUGGUGAUUUUAAUCUCCAUUGUCAGCUUUUGCCUGGAAACGUUGCCCAUUUUUCGGGAUGAGAACGAAGACAUGCACGGCAGCGGGCUGAGCCAUCCCCCCUACUCCAACAGCAGCAUGGGGUACCAGCAGUCCACUUCUUUCACAGACCCCUUCUUCAUCGUGGAGACACUUUGCAUCAUCUGGUUCUCCUUCGAGUUCUUGGUGAGGUUUUUCGCCUGCCCCAGCAAGGCUGGUUUUUUUACCAACAUCAUGAACAUUAUAGACAUCGUAGCCAUCAUUCCCUACUUCAUCACCCUGGGGACGGAGCUGGCUGAGAAGCCAGAGGAUGGCCAGCAGGGCCAGCAAGCCAUGUCCUUGGCCAUCCUCAGAGUCAUCCGCCUGGUGCGGGUCUUCAGGAUCUUCAAGCUCUCCCGGCACUCCAAGGGGCUGCAGAUCCUGGGACAGACCCUCAAGGCCAGCAUGAGGGAGCUGGGCCUCUUGAUAUUUUUCCUCUUCAUCGGCGUCAUCCUCUUCUCCAGCGCCGUCUACUUUGCCGAGGCCGACGAGAGCGAGUCCCAGUUCCCGAGCAUCCCCGAUGCCUUCUGGUGGGCUGUGGUUUCCAUGACGACUGUUGGCUACGGAGACAUGGUCCCCACCACCAUCGGGGGGAAAAUAGUGGGUUCCUUGUGUGCCAUCGCCGGCGUAUUAACGAUUGCCUUACCAGUGCCCGUCAUAGUGUCUAACUUCAAUUACUUCUACCACCGGGAGACCGAGGGAGAGGAGCAGGCUCAAUAUUUGCAAGUAACCAGCUGCCCAAAGAUCCCCUCUUCCCCUGACCUAAAGAAAAGCAGAAGUGCCUCUACUAUUAGUAAGUCUGAUUAUAUGGAGAUCCAGGAAGGUGUAAACAAUAGCAAUGAGGAUUUUAGGGAGGAGAACUUGAAGACAGCCAAUUGCACCCUAGCUAACACAAACUAUGUGAAUAUCACCAAAAUGCUAACCGAUGUCUAGUCGCUAAAAUCUAGUCCCGUAUUUAAAGCUGAAGUGGAACAAUUGCAGAUAUUGAGUGCUGCUCUGCAUUGUAGUUAAUACAGUAUUUUCUACGGUGUAUAUUUGGUUCUGCAUGGGAAGCAAUAGCUGUGUAAGUGACUUUUAACCUUUGAUUUCCGCACUGAAUAAGCGUCCGUGCAAAAAAAACCAACAAAUCCAAACCAUUUUGUUGCACUUCUCCCAUCCCAGGCUCGUGGGUUUCCAAAGACACGGAGGGGACGGGCGCUUCCAGCAGCGGGAUGGGGAUGGAAGGGGCA
Messenger RNA from Serinus canaria (Common canary), 3323 nucleotides. It is a transcript of the gene KCNA2, whose product is annotated as potassium voltage-gated channel subfamily A member 2. The transcript is spliced from 2 exons. Lineage: Eukaryota; Metazoa; Chordata; Aves; Passeriformes; Fringillidae. Gene Ontology annotation, molecular function: delayed rectifier potassium channel activity; protein binding. The coding region runs from base 1528 to 3027 and encodes 499 amino acids. Gene Ontology annotation, cellular component: juxtaparanode region of axon; membrane; axon terminus. The record is from RefSeq and is a predicted model, not a curated record. Gene Ontology annotation, biological process: potassium ion transmembrane transport; protein homooligomerization.